AAUGUGAGUGAUGAGCAAUAAAGAGCAGAGAGGAGCAGGAUCGUACGGACUGCCGAUUGCAACAAGGAGGGGCAAAACGGAGGGAGGGACACGGGGGGAGAUUCCUCGCAGUGCGCUGGAGAGACAAGCUACCGUGGACUCGUCGAACCUGUGUGACGCCGUCCUGUCGCUUUGAGCAGACGUCUACGCGUUGUCAUGCUCAACGCCUCAUGUGCUCUGAAGACUCGGGCGACCUGGAAGACGGCGAGAAGGGCGUGAUGGCUCCAUCUCACACAACCCCCCCCAGAUAUCCACCGGGAAUUCUGUCGGCUCAUCCACCUCAGCACUCGUCAAUGUCCUUCCUGUUGGUUUUCCGGCCGCUGAGCUCUCUGAAUAGAUGCUGCUGUCAACACACAUGUGAGUCUUAAGGAAUGCCGAUGAGAGCUCAUGAUCCGGAUCCCUGGCUGCACCAUGAUGCGUUUAAGGUGACUCUUCUAUUUCAAGACUUUACAUAUUUGGUGACGUUGGGCAGUUUUUAUAAAACAAAAUAUUUUUUUUUUAAGAAGAAAAGCCAAGAAGAUAAGCAACAAUAUAUGGAAGGUACUACAAAUAAGGACUAUCGAGGUACAACAGGAAUAAGGCGUUGCACAUAUUAAUGAAGAUUUAUUAACCUUAGUAUCUGUAUGCGGCCGAGAGGUUUUAAUUGCGGGUUUUCCAGGAACAAAAGAGACGCUCGGGCUGCAGUGACGGUGUUCUAAAGCAAUGUCACUUGCAGAACAACAAUCAUAAAAAAAAAAAAAGGGACAUUUGGGGAAUGGAUGAAUCCAACAGUCCCUCUCCUGCUGCUGACGUAUCUUCCAAGGAGAAACCCGAUCUCCCGCCAUGUGAGUUUUUUUUUUGUCUCAGUUCCACAGACAGAUUCUUCCACAUCCCGACACGCUGGCAAAGUGUCAGUAGUUCACGUCGCCGUGUCUGCUUUCAUUCAUCUACCGUGCGUGUCGACUGAAGCCUGACCCCAUGAGUGGAGGCGGCUCCCUGCAGCAACGCACCACCUACCUCAUCUCCCUAACCUUGGUCAAGGUAGAGGCAGUGGAGGAGAAUGGAGGGGAGACGGAGAGCAGCAUCCCCAAAAGGGAGACCCCGGCGGGAUUGGGGAACCAGUCGGGGGAUAGCGUGGGAGAAGAAGCCGGGGUGAAGGCGGAGACCGAAGGGGGAGCGUUUGGGGCCCAACUACUGGGGGCCGAGGGUCCCGUUUUUGUGAAAGGGGGUGAACCCUUUGAACUCAAAGAUGAAAGGCAAAGACCCCGUAGCCCCUUGAGAGAUAAACUCUCCUGCGUUGUUGAUGGUGGUGAGAAAUCACAGUGCAAACGUUCGAUCCCUCGAGCCAAGUCCCCAGAGAAAGACUUAACUCAGGCAGAGAAACCACUUGGUACCCUUGAGGCGAAGCAAACCAAGUCUAUACCCCCAACAGAGGUGCUUGAACCUGUCCGUACUCCGACCAGAACCAGUCUCCCCAUUCGUCCUGUCGGACAGCGACCUGUCAGUCUGCUCAAGUCGCACAGCAGCGUUGCCACCCGCGGUCGGGACUCCCGGGAAGGUAGAGAGCGCAGUCCGACUUCCGCCCAGAGUCUUGACCGUAAGGACUGCCGAAUGCCCACACGCUCGCCCGGGCCCUGCAGGGCCUCGUGGGCUGAGACAAGCAGGACGGAAGUAUGGCGGGACAUUGGAGAUGACGUCCAAGCCGGAAUACAGCUGGAAAUUGGAGGUGGCACGGCUGCAAUGCUGAGAGACAUGCCUCGGAAGGACAGAUUUAAAUCAGGUUCGACUUCGCUACCUGCACCAGCAACACAGGUGACCAAGCCACCGCGCAAGGGGAAAAGCCGUACACUGGAUAAUAGCGACCUGAACAGCCUCUCCGAAGACCUUGCACUGACCAGGGAGGCCCAGCAGGGCCAACGAGGCGCCUCCAAAGACAGGAAAAUGCUGAAAUUCAUCAGUGGCAUUUUCACAAAGAGCAGUUCAGGGGUUGCCGGGUCGACGUCGUCGUCAGCUGCUCCUAUCUUUAUACAGAGAGACUCCAGCGAGGAGGAAGUAAACAUUGCCAACAGUCAGGAGUGGAGCCUGAGCAGAUCCAUCCCUGAGCUGAGACUAGGCAUUCUGGGAAACCUUAAAAGUGGCAAGUCAGCCCUGGUGACCAAAUACAUCACAGGAAGUUAUGUUUCCAUUGAGAAGCCUGAAGGUGGAAGGUAUAAAAAGGAAGUGCUGGUGGACGGACAGAGUUAUUUAUUACUGAUCCGAGAGGAGGCCGGGCCACCUGAUGCACAGUUCAGCAGCUGGGUGGAUGCGGUCAUUCUGGUAUUCAGUCUGGAAAAUGAAGGCAGCUUCCAGGAGCUCUACCAGCUGUACAGCCAGCUCGACUCGCAGCGCACAGAUGUUCCUAUCAUCGUCGUUGGCACUCAAGAUAAAAUCAGCAGCAGCAACCCACGUGUGAUUGAGGAUCAAAGAGCCCGACAGUUGUGUAUUGACGUGCGUCACUCGCUCUUCUACGAGACCUGCGCCACCUACGGCUUCAACGUUGAUAGGGUGUUUGCAGAAGCUGCCCAGAAGAUCGUCAACCAAAAGAAGCAGGCGGCGCUUCAGGCAUGCAAGUCUCUUCCUAACUCGCCGAGUCACUCUGGAGGUUCCACACCCGGAUCGGCCUCGUUCCCUGGCCAGUUCAGUAAUGGUCUGAGCGGCGGCUAUGCCUGCUCCCUCCCCUCCACCCCCGUGGUCAGUCACAGAGAGCUGAGGGUGGCUCACGGGGAAGGGGGCGGCAGCUCACGUUCCCUGAAGAGCAUCCCCCGACGACCUUCCCUCUUCAAGAACCGAGACUUGGAGAAAAGAGGUGGAGACCCCAAAGGAGACUCGAGCAACACUCGUGGUAUUCCAAUCAAACAGAGCAUCCUUUGGAAGAGAAGUGGAAGCUCUCUGAACAAAGAGUGGAAGAAGAAAUAUGUCACCCUGUCCAAAAACGGCACAGUGUCCUACCACUCUAGCUCCAGUGACUAUAUGCAGAACAUCCACGGGAAGGAAAUCGACCUGCUGCGUGUCACAGUGAAGGUUCCUGGUAAACGUCCUCCCAGAGCCGUCGCACCCGCCGGUCCCUCACCUGUCCCCCCCGCCUCUGGAGUCAACGGGCUGAGUAAGGAACCAGCAGCUUCUGAAAGCUCCAGUACAGUCCCUCAACUGUGUCCAUCCACCCUCUCUGUGAUUGAUGACCGCUCUGGUGCUUUGUCGCCGCAAGGAGGAGACCGAAGCCUUCAGCGUUGCUCCUCGUCUUUGUCCGCGAAAGCACAAAGUGUCGAUGCCCUCGAGGGGGCGUCCAGUCCAUUUUCGGGAAAAGAUGUCGGCCAGUCCUCUCCCAUGACGGACCGCAAGAAGAACAGGAGGAAGAAGAGCAUGAAUCAAAAAGGAGAUGCGGCUGUCGGCCAGGCUGAAGCCAAACGCAAAAUGUGGAAGUUAAAGAGCUUUGGUAGCUUGAGAAACAUUAAUAAGACAGAUGAAGAAAAUGCAGACUUUAUCAUUGUGUCGUUUACCGGGCAGACAUGGCACUUUGAGGCUCAGAGUCUGGAAGAAAGGGACUCUUGGGUGUUGGCUAUUGAGAGUCAAAUUUUGGCAAGCCUGCAGUCCUGUGAGAGUGGCCGGAACAAGGCCCGACGCAGCAGCCAGAGCGAGGCUGUGGCACUGCAGGCAAUCCGUAACACCAAAGGCAACAAUCUGUGCGUGGACUGCGACGCACCAAACCCCACCUGGGCCAGCCUGAACCUGGGCGCACUGAUCUGUAUCGAAUGCUCGGGAAUCCACAGAAACCUGGGCACUCACCUGUCUCGAGUACGCUCCCUGGACCUGGACGACUGGCCCGGAGAGCUCACGCAAGUCCUGUCUGCCAUCGGGAACCACAUGGCCAAUAGCAUCUGGGAGGGUCGCACUCAGGGGCGAGCCAAGCCCACACCCAAAGCUUCACGCGAGGAAAGAGAGUCGUGGAUUCGUGCCAAGUAUGAACAGCGGGCGUUCGUGCCAGCCUUGCAGUCGGUCCCCGAGAUCCCGCUAACAGAUGACUGCAUGCCCGCAUGGCUGCUGUCUGCUGUGACCGAGAGAGACCUGCCCAGGCUCCUGCUCUUGCUGGCCCACAGCACCAAGGAGCUCAUCAACGCCCGGUCGGGCACAUCUGGCACAGCCCUGCACUCGGCCUGUCAGCUGGGUGAUGUCGUCAUGACCCAACUGCUCAUCUGGUACGGAAUCGACGUGAAAGCCAGAGAUAACCAGGGCCAGACGGCUAUGAUGAUGGCAAGAAAAACUGGCAGCAAAGGCUGCAUCGAUAUUUUGCUCCAGCACGGCUGCUCCGAGACCUCUCCUGCCACUGCCACACCGGUGCUCUCCCGUCGCUCCAGCACCGCCAGCUUGGGCCGAACCAGCUCCAGGAAACACGUGUCAUAGCGUGGGACAAGGACGCUUACUGUAUUUAUGUCCUUGUCAUCAUGACCGCAGGAAGUUACUCUGAAAGCUUCCAAAACAAGACACCUCGGUUGUGGGGGUUGUCGGAGAAAAUCCAGUAUACAGUAAAUUGAAAUAUAAAAUGUGUCUCGGAAGACUGAGCAACAUAUCAAGCCACUUAAAGCAAUAUUCGUUCCAUUUGUUGAUGACAGAUAUAUUGCUGAAGCGUCGUGUUGUUCUCGAACUCAUUCCCCAACGACGUGAGUAGAACCUUCGUAGCCGUUCAUCUACUUGUCUUUUGGCUUUUCUACACAACAAGUGCAAUAAAAUGGUGUGAAUCGAUGAAAUGAGAAAGUGACACCUCUGUUGGCGUUGGUUGAAAUCGGACCAAAACAGUCUUUUUGUCUUAACGAAUAAGACAUAAUGUAAAGUUACAAUAAAUCAUCAUGUGUGUGUGUG
This is a messenger RNA of Doryrhamphus excisus (bluestripe pipefish), 4911 nucleotides long. RefSeq names its product ArfGAP with GTPase domain, ankyrin repeat and PH domain 2 (gene agap2). Gene Ontology annotation, biological process: activation of GTPase activity; negative regulation of neuron apoptotic process. Gene Ontology annotation, cellular component: nucleus. The record is from RefSeq and is a predicted model, not a curated record. Gene Ontology annotation, molecular function: protein binding; GTP binding; GTPase activator activity. Lineage: Eukaryota; Metazoa; Chordata; Actinopteri; Syngnathiformes; Syngnathidae.